AUGGCUCACCUACGCGCAUUGCUCAUCUUGGCCUGGAUCAUCCAUGCGACCACACCCCAGACUCACGACCUUCAGAACCCGCCGCAGGUGCCAGAGGUCAAGGACGAGUCAGGGAUCCGCGCGGACAAUAAAAGUGACGUCCACUUUAGGAAGAUAUCCGAUACAUCAAGCUACAAGGCCCAUGGAGAAUCGGACGUUGGCGCCAUUGGCCCGUACUACAAACUUGCAUACGGUAUCGCUAAGGCCUCCAUGGAGGGAGAGUUUCCACAUGAUUCACUUCGUAAAACACAACACGGAACUGACAAAUAUGAAGAGGAUUGGAAAAAGCUGCUAGACACAUACAUCGGCUUCUUCAUCACCGUGCUGUUCGGCGUGGUGCUAGUGAUCAUCUUCCCCAUCGUCUGCCUCGGCUGCUGCAUCUACAUCUACUGCUGCUGUUGCUGCAAGAAGCCGGAGCCCAAGUCACCACGAGAGGGCGUCUACAGGAAAAAGUGCUGCCUGUACGUCACGUUGAUUGUACUUGCCGUCUUGAUCCCUUUCGCCAUUGUGGGAAUCUGCCUCAUGUUCGCCUCCAACGAGCAUCUCAGGGAUUCCAUUCACGAACUUGGAACCAGCGACUUCGAGUUACUGGAUGACGUCACAACAUACAUCAGAUCAUCCGUUGACCAAGCUGAUCAGCUAGUCAACAAAGACUUCACAUUCUCAAGGACUGUGUUGAACCGGGUCCUACAGAAUAUCGGUGGUAUUCUCGGAGAAGAUGUCAAGCAAAAGGUCAUGGACAGGCUGCGAUUGCACAAAUUAUACGACGACGUUAUAAACUUGGAAAAUUCUUCCAACCUACUUAAUGGAGCGAUGGAAGACUUGGUAGCCAGUAGAGAGACAAUUAUAAGAGAAGCCACCAUUUUUCUGGCAGACCUAAAGCAUAUCCAGGCUGAGAUCAAUAGAAUCCAGGACCCACGAUUUCGUGAGGCUUGCCCCAACUACACCGUUACCUCAGACCGGUUCAAUCCCGCUGUAAUGCUGCCAGACGAAUCUGCAAAGAACAGAUACCUGAAUCGGGUGAUAUCUCGCGGUGUUUACGCAAUGACUUUAGAGCUCAUUGUCGAGUAUAAAUUGCUUGGGACCCCGAACUCGACGUGGCUGUCUGAUCAAAUCUACCCUGACAAAAAUAUUUUCCUGAAAUUGGUCGAUAUUAUCAGGUCCUGUAGUAAUGGUUCGACUGCCUACAAAGCUUUUAAAAUGAAGGAGGCCCACGUUUUUGGCCUGACCGAAAUCAAGGACUACGGGAAGAAUUCUAAUAUCGGGGAGAAUGGUGAUAAGUUUGACGCAAACUUUGGUAACAUUCAAAUCUCAACUGCUGAAAUGUUGGAAUUCGUCAAGAGUAUGAAAACCUUUGAUGAGAAGAUGCAGUACUCUGAGUACGAGGAAAUGCUUCCUGUUACACUGUUUUGGUCUGGUUUGUUACUGACUGUGAUCUGGCUCGUUGUAGGAAAUAUGAGCUCAAAAAGGAGCCAAUACACCGCCGCUAAAUGUUUCCUGCUAUGGACUUGUUUUGACUGUGCUUCCUCCGCAUGCAACAAAGUUAGUCAGUUCAUCGGACUGUGCAAAAAGCUCGAAGUGUGCCAAAACAAUGUUUGCACGGAAUUGCCUGAAGCGGAAGCCAACGGUUUGAAGAUGGACUCUGGCCCAAAUUAUCCGAGACUUUUGUGUUUCAUCCUAGCCUGUGUCAUGAUUAUCGUAAUAAUUUUUAGAAGACAAAUCUCAAGAUACCUAUGGCCAAGUCAAAAUGCUGCUGUGCAAGUCAAUGUAGCUCCAGCCCCCGUUCCGGCCCCACCAGUGAACGUUGCCGUCCCUCCCAUAAAUGUUGCUGCGCCAUUACAACGCCCACCUCAGCGUGCAGCCGCUGUCACGGCACAGCAGAAAAUUAACGACUACUACAAAGGGACAAGAAGACGACACCCAUGA
Molecule: messenger RNA, 1965 nt
Organism: Physella acuta
Lineage: Eukaryota; Metazoa; Mollusca; Gastropoda; Physidae
Cellular component (GO): membrane
Source: RefSeq, a predicted model, not a curated record